AAUAGCAAGGUGAUCGAAGCGAGCCGUGACAUAAAAGCCAAAAUCCACAUUGCUGGGCGCUAAGAAAUAAAGCUUGUUACACAGAUCUCUGGUUGUUGUGGGUGUGUGUAGGGGGUGGGUCCCCUCCCCUUUCGAUCACAUAGGAGAAAAAGUACCAGGGCUGUUUCCUGUGAAUUGGAUUUCUGUCUCAUGCGCUUGCAUGAUUACCACUCCCCCCUCCCUCCCCCAAGAUGUGUUGUAAUAAAAGUGUGUUUCUUUAAAUAAAAAAAAGACAACGGAGCUUUCUGUAAUUCUUGCAGAAGGAUUGAGCAUUCAGCAUAAAAGACACACUGUUGAGAUAUAGCAAUGCAUUCAUUGUUUUCUACAUAAUGCAGUCAGGAUCUCCAUGGUAAAAUGGAAAAAAAAUAAUUUUUUUCCAGUCACCAUCAGCAGUUAAUCUAAAGUGGGAAAUGCUGCAUUUCAUUGUAGGUUAAGUGGCUCAGCCUGAAAACCUGACUGAGGGUGUCUUAAGUCAGAACUGCUCCUCCUUGGGGGUGGAUUUCUGAAACAGAUUGGAAGAUUGUUGGGGGGGAAAGUCUAUUGGGGCUGCAGCGAUCGCUCUGGAGCCUUUUGAGGAGGAAGCCGUUGUUUCCAGCACAGCCCUCCCCCUUCCGUGGAAUCACUUAGACAUUUCCAGCUGGUGGCGGGGGGGAUACGGCCAUAAUACGGCUUUCUCUGCCCUGGCUGUCUUCCUCAUUACAUUAAAUGCAUUAGGAUGGCUGCACCGCUUUGCCGAGGAGGGUCAGGUGCAGAGAGGUAUGGGAAGAGACCUGCAGGCGUGCAUCUGAGCAGCAUCUGCCAGCUUUGUCCAGAUCUUUGAAUUCUGAAUGUCUGACUGGCCGUGGCCAAAGCUUUUCUUUGCUGACAAGGGCUGGUUGGAGGUGCCUGAGGAUAGCACCCUUUUACACCAGGAAAGGACCCUGUUGCCCAGGGUGUCCUUAAAUGCAUUAUGGCUCAUGCAGCAUCGCAGCUGAAGAAAACCAGAGAUUUAGAGCUUCCCGAGGAAGAAAAUGAGAAGAAGAGGAAACACAGGAAGAGAUCCCGGGAUCGGAAAAAAAAGUCUGACACCAAUGCAAGUUACCUACGAGCCGCCCGGGCAGGCAACUUAGAAAAGGCCCUCGACUACUUAAAAAGCGGAGUGGACAUCAACAUUUGCAAUCAGAAUGGGUUGAACGCGCUCCAUCUCGCCUCCAAAGAAGGCCACGUAGAAGUCGUUUCGGAGCUGAUACAGAGAGGCGCUAAUGUGGAUGCCUCGACCAAGAAAGGAAACACAGCUUUGCACAUAGCAUCUCUGGCGGGACAGACCGAAGUGGUGAAAGUGCUGGUUACGAAUGGGGCCAACGUCAAUGCACAAUCUCAGAAUGGCUUCACACCGUUGUACAUGGCAGCUCAAGAAAAUCAUCUGGAAGUGGUUAAGUUUCUUCUUGACAAUGGGGCAACUCAAAGCCUUGCCACAGAGGAUGGCUUCACCCCGUUGGCAGUAGCCCUUCAACAGGGUCACGACCAGGUGGUUUCUUUGCUGCUUGAAAAUGACACGAAGGGGAAAGUCCGUCUUCCUGCUCUUCACAUUGCUGCACGCAAGGAUGACACAAAGGCAGCUGCCCUGCUGCUGCAGAACGACCAUAAUGCAGAUGUGGAGUCCAAGAUGAUGGUGAAUAGAACAACCGAGAGCGGCUUCACACCUCUCCACAUAGCUGCACACUAUGGAAACAUUAAUGUGGCUACUCUGCUUUUAAAUCGUGGUGCUGCUGUGGAUUUUACAGCAAGGAACGAUAUCACUCCAUUACAUGUAGCAUCGAAGCGAGGGAAUACCAACAUGGUUAAACUGCUACUUGAUAGAGGAGGAAAAAUUGACGCCAAAACAAGGGAUGGGUUGACGCCACUCCACUGUGGGGCGCGAAGCGGCCAUGAGCAAGUUGUACGAAUGUUGCUUGAUCGGGGAGCUCCGAUUCUUUCCAAAACAAAGAAUGGCCUCUCUCCGCUGCACAUGGCGACACAGGGAGACCACCUCAACUGUGUCCAGCUUCUGAUCGAGCACAACGUGCCUGUGGACGACGUCACCAACGACUACUUGACGGCCCUGCAUGUCGCCGCUCAUUGUGGACACUACAAAGUCGCAAAGGUUUUGUUAGACAAGAAAGCCAAUCCUAAUGCCAAAGCACUGAACGGUUUCAAUUCUCUUCCCACAUUGCCUGCAAAAAGAACAGAAUUAAAGUGAUGGAACUUUUGCUGAAACACGGGGCGUCUAUCCAAGCUGUCACAGAGUCGGGUCUGACUCCAAUCCAUGUUGCUGCCUUCAUGGGACAUGUAAAUAUCGUUUCACAGCUGAUGCAUCACGGAGCAUCACCCAACACAACCAACGUG
Messenger RNA from Sphaerodactylus townsendi, 2403 nucleotides. Its product is annotated as ankyrin-3-like. NCBI's taxonomy places the organism in Eukaryota, Metazoa, Chordata, Lepidosauria, Squamata, Sphaerodactylidae. Bases 989 to 2257 code for a protein of 422 amino acids. The record is from RefSeq and is a predicted model, not a curated record. The transcript is spliced from 13 exons. Gene Ontology annotation, cellular component: synapse; membrane; axon initial segment. Gene Ontology annotation, molecular function: transmembrane transporter binding. Gene Ontology annotation, biological process: neuronal action potential; negative regulation of delayed rectifier potassium channel activity.